CACAAAUAUAUGCACACCUACCGAUAUGCAGCGUGCAUCGAUACGAUAGUCGUGCGACUGAUACACACAUAGACAUACCAAUCCAUCCACCCAGCCGCCCGCCCCUCUUCAAGGCUUCCAGCCAGCCACUCUCUUCUCAGCAGCAAUGACAUAUCGCCGUCCCAGCCGGCCGCGCCUCACACUCGGUGGCCGAUAACCCUUUCCCACAGGAAUCCUUGGCAGCAGAGGCCCUUGAAGUUUGCCCUUCUCUCUUUGGCGGUCAGGCUCCGGUCGGCACGGCACAGUUUGACCAACCACACACGGCAGGUUCGCGGGAACACACUCUCUCGGCGGCGGAUCAGCAGCAGCACCACACUGCUGUAUCCUCUUGCUCGUGUGCGAAGGGGGCAGGCGAUGCGAUCCCCGCACGAGAGGUGGCAGGCUCCGAUGCUGACCUGACCUGUCCGCUGCUGAGUGCUCGGGCGUCUCCUGGUUGCCUUUGCUUGAGGGGGAAGAAAUUGUGUCUCGAGUGGAGUCAGUCGGGAUAAGAGCCUGAUUGCCGCGGCCGCGCACGAUGAUGGGACCAAGAAGAGGUGGCGGUCUCACAGUGGCGGCUUGGGGGACCGGCGGCUGUGUUGAUGUCUCCGCCUCCCUCUGUUGUCGUCGAUUUGGCAACGCUGCCCGCAAGCCCGGUAGCAGCGCUGUGCCGUCCGCCGGACAGCGGAGCGAGGGCAGGUGCUCCUCCUGAUGAUCCCCAUCGGUUGUCUCAUCUUCGUUCUGACAUCCACUGUCUUGCAGCAUGGAUGCCAGACAUGCUGAGUGCACCACGUGUCCACAUGGCAGGCUGACCAGCUUGCCGGUCUUCUCCUGUCCCUGGCCGCACUUGACACACUUCUGUCGCGCCAUGGCAGCCAGAGACACGCCCAUCCCAUCAUGAUUGCCACUCUCCUUGAUGGUCGCCGCAGGUUUGUGGGAGGGCAGAAAGCCACGGACCUCCAGCGCAUGCUUCCGCAGUUGGCCCGUCUGAGCGACCGGCGGCAGCACCGGUCUUCCCCUGUCUCCUGAUGGCUUGUCUUUCACCUUGCCGGCUGCCGAGACGAGCUCCCAGUGUUGGGAAUGAAUGGCGAAGCUGACAGCCUCUCUAAUAUCGAAAUCUGACGCCGUUAGGUCUUGGCCCUCCACCGGCUGAGCAAGGCAAGGCGGCUGGCCGACGAAGCGCUCCACCAGGUCAGACGGAAGGGGAUCCCGGUUGCGUGAUGGGUGGUGGUAGCGCAUUGGUCUUGGUUGCGGCUGCUGCGCGAGGAGAGUGAGGACGUCGAAGUCAGAUGGCUCCACCUCGCGAUAUUGCAACGCCUGAAAAGAGAUGAAGGGGUGUGCAGGGGAAAAACAGCAGUCCUGUCAUUCUCAGCGUACCUCCAUGAAAUGGUGCAUAUAUUCCGACAUUUCUUCAGCCUCUGAUCCAUCCUCGCCCUCAUCAUUAGCUGGAUACAACCGAGACACAGCGACGGGCGCAAGGAAUGAGCAUGGCAUAUUAAAGAGCCUGUGUGCAUUCGACGCACCUCACCUGCCAGCCUCGACGCAGAGUGCCAGCAAUCCUUUGGUGUCCUCUUGACGAUAUACGGAUGGUGCUUCCGGUUGCACUCAAACUUCCUGCCCUUCCCCCUGCGAUCGUCCCGUCCCUCACCCUCCCACCCAGCCUUGCGAUAGCACGUCAGGCAUAGGUGCGUCUUCGGACACACAAGGCAAUGGAACAGCGGUCCCCGCACAGGCGCCAUGCCACAUCCCCUGCACCGCCAACCGAAGUGCGGGGCCGGGGAGUGACCCCGCUGGCCGGCGUUUCUGCCGGCAGUGACUGCAGGCUGGUCGACUUGGUCCAGCAGGGCGUGCCAGACCUCAGGAGACCACUCCACUCUGCACAUUGGGCAAGUGAUGGCCUCAUUUAGCGAAGUGCGAUGCUGAGCCCAAAUCUGUGAGCAGGAAAAGGCAAAGAGUUUUGCGUUCGUGCGUGUCUUCCCACUGUCUCCAUCAAUGCGCACCUUCAUGCAGGAAGCGUGGAAAUUCUGUCCACAGCCCCCCUUGCACCAAGUCAACCCCUCCAGAGCAAUAGCAGCCCGUCCCUCUCCCUCUCCCUCUGCGAAUGCGUCUCCCUGUGGAGGCCGCUUCCCCUCCCUGCUUGCCUGCCUUUCCACUCCCACUCUUUUGUUCUGGGGAACGAGAUGCUCCUGACAGAUGGGACACCGGUCUUUGUGCUCCACCUUGACGCGCCCCUGAUCAUGUCCAUGUCCACCACCAUCUCCCGGUUCGGCUGAGGCUGUUGUGCCUCCGGCUGCGUUGGCUCUUUCGAGUGCGCGGGCGCGCGCUGCCUUGAGGUGCUCCUCGCGGAGCGUGAGGAAGUGAUUGAGCUCCCUGUCUGUGAAGGCCACCUGCCAUGCUAUCGGCGAGUCAAGGGGGAGGCGGAGGACCUUGUGCAGCACGUAUACCUGUGCAACAGAGACAGGAGAAGACGCGAUGUCUCGAGUGUACGAUUGAAUCUGACCGAGUGGAGGCAGUGUUCGCCCUCGUCGGUGCCGCAUGUGCAGUGGAUGUUGGCUCCCAGAGUCACGCGAUGAGUCACUCGACGCUGGUGAGCCGCAGCCGCACCGUCCUGCACCACGAAAGAAAGAGGGCCUGCCAGCAAGAGCCACACACGACACAAGGGUCUGCCGGGGCUGCCUCCACUACUGUGCUGUCCACUGUACCGGGCGUUUGGACGAGGAAUAUGCGCUGGUCGUCGAGGAGGGCUACAGCCUCCUGGUAAGCAAGUGAGGGGCGAUGCCUGAAGGGGACAAACAGACAGUAUGGGCGACGGAGAAGACGCAACAGUGGCCCGGAGGCUCCCGUCCACCUAAACGGCUUUGAACGGCUCAUUGAGCGAAUAGGAUUGCACGGUCACAUAGUAGCGUCGUCACUGCAGAGCUGCAACGGCCUCAAUGAUUUCGCUCGCUCGAAGGUGGUACCAAGGUGAGCACUUGUCCGUCACAGUGUGUUUUAGUUUGGUUUUUCCUCUCGGCAGUAGCAGCAGCGGUUUCAUGAAGCCAAUU
This is a messenger RNA of Vitrella brassicaformis, 3059 nucleotides long. The record is from the annotation of a GenBank genome assembly. NCBI's taxonomy places the organism in Eukaryota, Vitrellaceae.